Molecule: messenger RNA, 3504 nt
Organism: Branchiostoma floridae (Florida lancelet)
Lineage: Eukaryota; Metazoa; Chordata; Leptocardii; Amphioxiformes; Branchiostomatidae
Product: ankyrin repeat and SOCS box protein 7-like
Exons: 5
Coding region: 192-1190 (332 amino acids)
Biological process (GO): intracellular signal transduction
Molecular function (GO): protein binding
Source: RefSeq, a predicted model, not a curated record
UUAAUACGUAUAUUCGAAUGUACGAUUCGAAUAACGCACUAGGUAACAGUUACCGAAGAAAAUGGCUUCCGGUCGAUGACAUCUGUACUUUGUUGUCUCCAAACUUUUUCCUGUAUUUUGUUUUCUAAGACAUUCAUUUCACCCUGUAUUGUACUCCAAACAGAGACUUGUCAACCCUAAAGACCACUAGAAUGCCUAAACAGAAGGCAAGACACAGACAGACGGCUGUCAGAAAGAGACGUUUGUCGCCAAAGGAAAAUGCGGCGCGUUAUACCUCCAUCCAGGAGGCUAUUGGCUUGGGUGAUCACAGGCUUGUACAAGACUUGCUACAGGAUGGAGUUGAUCCAAACUACUUCCUGCAGAGUGGGUUUUCCUUGCUGCACCUGGCUGUGGCUGUGAACAGGGAGAGGUGUGUCAGGAUGCUGCUGGAGCAUGGAGCACAUCCACAUGUUGGGGACAGAAACCGUGGUUACACCCCACUGCACAUUGCCGCGACCUGCGGACAGAUUCGCAUAGCGCGUCUCAUCCUCGGCCAUGAGAACUGUUACCAAAUCGCCAAUGCCACCAGCGACCGUGGACUUACCCCUCUGCACGUCGCAACUGCCACGAACAAAAAUUCUAUACAGAUGAUUACAUUGCUGGUGGAAGGGGGUGCAGAAGUGAAUGCUGCCACAGUUAAUGGUGACACCCCCCUGUCCCUUGUGGUACGGUCUGAGAAGAGACGGGUCUGUGCAAAACAGCUCUUGGAGAAGGGUGCAGACGUUGAUGCACAACAAGGCUUCCCUUUGUGCUUUGCUGUUUUGAACAAUGACAAUGACCUUGUGAGACUUCUUCUGGUUCAUGGUGCCAACGUGAACUUCAGAGGGAUCAGCCACGGACACACACCGCUACACCUUUCAGUCGUGGUGGACAAUCUCAGAGCAACGCAGCUGUUGUACGAGUUUGGGGCUGAGCCAUAUUGUUUGAACCAGAGUGGAAAGAGUGCGCUGCAGCUGGCUGAACUUUGUAGCAGGGUUGCCAGAGACAACCAUCCAUGCUACACGUUUCUUCAGGAGAGAAGUAGAUCUCCACGGACUUUGCAGGAAAUUUGCCGACUGUACAUCAGGAGGAUUCUUGGAAAGUGGAGACUCCAACACAUCAACGACCUACCACUCACCAAAGUCAUGAUUCAGUUCCUUAACCACGAAUAGGCUAUUAGUACCUUAGCAGAAGGGGCUAACUUCAGUCUUUGGUGUAGGUCAGGCAUCACUGGCAUGAGUGGCCUUCGUUUUUUGGCAAUACCUCUUUUGUGGCACCUAUUUUCAUAUAGACCACGAUAUAAGUGGGACAUUGGGUAUUAAUUUCUUAUCAUCAAGGACUUUCUAGCACACAAAGGAACAUGCUUGAGAUUUUUCGUGUUCUGUGCAUGCGUAGUAACUGUGGAAAGGGAGGCAAUUUGUAACAGAGAUGGGGAGCUAGAAAAAAUGCAACAAUUUUGCCUUUUGUCUGUUUGGUGAUUCUGAACCCAGAAAACGAUUUUUUUGUUGUUUACCUUUAAUGUCAGAGAUGGAAUCUGGAAUAAAGUUAUGACCUCUUCAUGACAAGGUCAAAUGUGGAAAAGAAAAGAUUUAAAAGAAAGGUAACUGUUUUUCUUGGUUGAGUAGCUGUCCUUCUUCUAUUAUGUAUUGGGUAUUAUUGAUGGUAUCUAAUAUAGAUAUGUUUGUGUUGCCUUCAUUGUAUUGAAUAUGAUGCAGGAAUUCUGUCAUUGUUUAGAAUCAGAAUGGUAGAAUGUUAACUCAGUGAUGAUAAAUUCUAUGUUUAAGGUAUAUUAUAUCUACAGGAUUAUAUCUUUCCUCCAGCAUCAUCUGCAAUGGUUCUGUAUAUACAUUGUAUAUUGGUACAUACAUAUCUUGUUAUGUUCUCAAAUAGUGAAAUUUGGAACACCACUUCUAACUCAAGAACAGUUGGUAACUUGUUGCUGUGUAAGUUCUGUGAAAUCAGAUAGCAUAAACUAUUUUUGUGGGUGUAUAAAUAGGACUUGAUGUUGUUAAGAAAUACACUGAGACAAAAUUCAACAGAGCAAAUAGUAUACUAUCAAAGAGUGAGGCUUGAAAACCCCAUAAUUUUUGUAAAUGCAUUUUUCCCUCUGACCACUGAAAUCGAGUUACCAACAUCAAUCUUCCAAUAAGAAGCAUGUUUUUACUAAUGGACAGCUGAACAGUCCUGGUGUAAUUUUUUUUACAAGUCUGUUGCGAUAGUAACUAUUACAAGUCUGUUAUGAUGAUAGCUAUUUUUUCAGUCACCGAAGAGAAAAAUUAUGACUUUAAAACAGUGAAGAUAUAAAAAAUGUGUUAGUGACACAACAUGAAAAGGUGUAGGGUAUUACAUUAUAUUUGUUAAGCAUUUGUUAUUGAAACAAAUGUUGAUGUAUAUUAUAUAAGAAUUCUUGAAUGAUUCUAAAAGCCACCGGUACAACUUGUUGGCACUAGAAACUGCAAUGCCUAUUCUUACAUAUUGUAUUUUGCUAUACAUUUAAGUUACAUGAGUAAUCUUCAGCUUUCCCAUACCUUGUAUUUUUGGGCAAAAGGAAGGGGUAUGUGUCCACUGACUACUAAACUACCAAGAACUUAUGAAGAAAAUGACGUAGUUUUGAGCAGUAACUAAUGUCUUCCAUUCUUAAGCUCUGUAUAAUGUACUCUUGAAUGUUUAUCUUGAUUGCUUGGCUGUCUAUUUUAACACUGAGAGAGAUUUGUUAGUUUACAGAAGAAAAUAACUAUUAUCCUCUUCAAAUGUGUAAUGAUUACCCUUACGUUUUAGGUACCAGUAGCUUUGUGAUUUAAAGCUGUAACAUGCGAUGUACAUGCAUUAUAUAUUUGUACAAUACAUAUCUUGUUAUGUUCUUAAAAUCUACCAAUUUUGCUUAACAUUCUUUAAUUGAACCUGAUUUCCAGGGUCUAUGAAUGAAGACAGCAGUUUUCCAACAAUGCAUACUUUUUAGUUAUAAAGGUUUUACAGAUGUAUUGACAUCAUUACUACUUUAAGUUUUUUAGCCCUCAUCAUGAGUUUGUAGACUAAUGAUAAUGGUACUCGGGCUUAAGUUCUUACAAAACAUUAAAAAGAUUUAAGAUUUGUUUCAUUAUAUCCAUAAUGAUUGAAUUUUUUAAUUCAAAACUAAGGUCUGAAAAAGCUACAAGGUUGUGUUGUAUGUCCAAGGUGGUGAGCUUUUGCUAUUAUGGGCCUGAUGACUGAGUUUCUGUUCCUAACAUAUUUAUACAAAUCAAGGUCCAUGGUGGUGACAUAUAUGUGCUCUGUGAUGAGAGUCCUGAACUGACCAGCAAUACUUGAUGGUACUUGAAAUUGUCUAUGCAGAAUGAAUGAUAAAAAGUUGUAUGGCAUUUCCAUUGUGUAUUUUCACUCAUUGUUUGUUACUUUUGGUUAAACAUUGCCUUUUGCCAAGGAAGGGUGAGAAGAACUUGAGAUGUUGUCAAAGACAUUAUUAUCUCAAAUAAAGUCAUGUGCAAAUAA